AUGGUCUCCCUUGCAACAUCGGCACUCCUGGUCGUGAUGGCGCGAAAGGAGACCGGGGGGGAGACUGGGUCUCCAGGCACAGCAGCCAGAGCGAGAGUGAAGCAGUGUGUCUGGAACAACCUGAAUAACGACGCGGACUCCGGGAAGAUUGUGGACUGCCAGUUCAACAAAGCGUCCUCAACAACCGCCCUGCGCCUGACGUGGAAUGGCGAGCUCAGGUAUCAUGGAUUCGGCUCGAGUGCCUGCCUGCGCUGGUUCUUCACUAUUAACGGCGAGGAGUGCAGCAAUCCGGCCCCGAUAGACGGCAUAGCGUACACUUACGGCUUUGACAUCCAUCGUGUUUCAACAAUUGACGGCCUGUGCUACAACCUGCCGGCCGGACCUCUGAUGGUGGCUUUGAAUGUCGGCACAUGCGCACAUGGACAAGCUGCAGACGCCAUGGCGGGCUAUAAUUCUUCCUCUAGAGUGAUCCUGGAGGAACUGGACAUGGCUGACUAG
Molecule: messenger RNA, 498 nt
Organism: Branchiostoma floridae (Florida lancelet)
Lineage: Eukaryota; Metazoa; Chordata; Leptocardii; Amphioxiformes; Branchiostomatidae
Product: collagen triple helix repeat-containing protein 1-like
Exons: 3
Coding region: 1-498 (165 amino acids)
Source: RefSeq, a predicted model, not a curated record